AUGGAUAAGCAAAUCACAGUUUUUCUUCUGUUGGUUCUUUUCACCACAGCACACUCUCUCAGCUGUUACCAGUGUGACAGUCUUUUGGGUUCUUGUGUAAAUCAGACAGUAACAUGUCCAGGUGGAACUUCUAUGUGCGAGAGUACAACAACAAUAACACAGUUUGGUGGCAUUGUAGUAGGUUCUAUUGAGAACCUUAAAGGUUGUGCUGAUGAUUGUGGAAAUGGCUCUGUCAAUUUCGGCAUUUUAAUGAUAUCUUCUGAGUGCUGUACCAGUGACCGGUGUAACAUCCAAGAUGCACAAGAUCCCAGCACUGACACUCCCAAUGGAAACACGUGUUACUCUUGUGAUGAGAGUAAUAACUGCUCAAAUGUACUGAACUGUUCAGGAAGUGAAGAUCUCUGCAUUACAGCAACAGGGAUGUUCUUACCUCAAACAAUGACUCUAAAAGGCUGUGUUUCAAAAUCUAUUUGUGAUUCUGUAACAUCAAUUAGUGGUGCUCAGAACAUCUCCUGUUGUUCGGGGAAUCUGUGUAACAGAGCUAAAAGUGUCACUCAGAGUUUCCUAUUGCUCUGUUUUCCUCUGAUCGCCUUCAUCCUGAUGCUCUGA
This is a messenger RNA of Danio aesculapii, 609 nucleotides long. RefSeq names its product prostate stem cell antigen-like. The transcript is spliced from 5 exons. Lineage: Eukaryota; Metazoa; Chordata; Actinopteri; Cypriniformes; Danionidae. The coding region runs from base 1 to 609 and encodes 202 amino acids. The record is from RefSeq and is a predicted model, not a curated record.